CAGAAAUGGCCGAUGAACUGUUUGGUAAACUCAUUCCCGUGGUCUGGAAAUCGCCUGGCACGGAGGAUAGGAAGGUGAAAGUCUUUCUAAAAAUGGAUCUCCAAACUGUUGCAACAUCUCCGCUCAGCCAGGAGCUUGUUGUACGCCUAACAGUUGACCAGGAUCCGUCAUACCUGUACAUCCUCAGACUGAACAAGGAGGAUUUCCAAAGCUUCAAGACACAACAGGGAUUGCGGGAGGAUUUGGAUUUUAGAUCAUUCCCACAGAAAUUUAUUGACCUGUUAAACAAGUGUAUCCUAGAAGAACACAGCAAAGUACCAAAGUUCAGUUUACACCUGGUGUCAGAGAGUUCAGCGACUGGAGAAACAACAGCAGCCACUCUAAACGUGAUAGAAACAAAUCUCAAACGUUUCACCCACCUGUCUCCCCAUUUUCUACCAGGGAAAGAUGCGGAUAUCAAGAAAUACCUGGCCGAUUGUCUGAAACAAAUUCAGGAUUUAAAAGAUGGGAAGCACCAAUCUGAGGCAAACAAGUCUAAGUUGGGAUCCCUGAAGGAGGAGCAUCAGCGAGCCAAGCAGGAGAUCCAGACGCAGCUCUCUGCGGGGACUGCCACGAGCAGGAGGCAGAUCAAGGAGGAACAAGAGGAGAUGAAGGAGGAACAAGAGGAGAUCAGUGAGGAACAAGAGGAGAUCAAGGAGGAACAAGAGGAGAUCAAGGAGGAACAAGAGGAGAUCAGGGAGGAAAAAGAGGCCAAAGACAAGGACCAGGUCAUUGCAAGGUCAUCUGACUUGCAGAGCUCAGAGCAAUGUCAAAAGGCCGCAACUCGGAACGAACGCUUAGAUGAAGCAGACACUGCCUCUGUAGCGAAGUCAGAAGCCUCAUCAGAGAUGGCAGUGGAGGCAGGGGAAGAAAGUGAAACCAUAUACGACUUGACAGGCAAAGAACUCUGUGAAGAGGAACUUUCGAUCCUGAGACUUGGCCUUAAUCACAGCCUUGCAUCCAGACCUAAAGUAACUGACAUUUUUGCGGAAGGUGAAGCUCUGUGGAAACAGCUUGAGGAGAAGAAAGUCUUACCUAGAAGCACCAUCCAUCGGGCCAAAAUUAGGGAAGCAAUCCAGACCCUGGCCUUGAACUUUGUUAUUUAUGCUACACACCCCUGCAGUGACUAUGGAAAGAUUAAUGUUCUACGAAAUCUAAAGCGCAAGUAUGUCGUGCUUAAAGCAGAUGAAGGAAAUGGAAUUGUCGUCAUCAAAAAGAUGGAUUAUGACAAGAAAAUGGAAGAACUCUUCAGCGACACCAGUAAGUUUCAGAUGUUGAAAAGUGAUCCAACCUUGAAAAAUCUUGAACAUGUACAGCAUGACCUAAAAGCUCUUCGUAAGAAAGAAGAAAUCUCUGAAGUCGAAUAUAUGUUAAUGUACCCUAAACGUGCAAAACCUGCUCGUGCCAUAGGUCUCCCAAAAAUACACAAGGACCUUACUGACCUACCUGAGUUUAGACCUGUCAUUGAUACUAUAGGUUCACCACGACACAAGGUGAGCAAGUUUCUUGCUGACUUAUUAUCACCUCUAACAUAUAAAAAUGGAUAUAAGCUUAAAGAUUCUCUUGACUGUGCAAAACAAAUAAGAAGGUUACCUGAUACUUGGUUUACAAAAGGAUUUGAAUUUGUGUUUGUUAAAGUUGUACAUCUUAUGAAUGUACCUCUUGAAGAAAUUAUUCCUGUUAUACUGACAAAAGUGUACAAAGAAAAACUCAUUAAUACCUCUCUGAAAGAGGAAACCAUGGAAAAAUUAAUUAGAGAUUGUUGUACCAAAACACCUUUUCUGUUUAAUGGUACUACGUACGAACAAACUGAUGGCAUAUGGAUUGGUUCGCCACUAGCACCAGUUAUGACAGACAUAAUUAUGUCCAAAUUAGAAGACAAAAGCCUUCCAAAAUUAUACGAAAAAGACAUUGUUAAAUUUUACCGUCGAUUUGUCGAUGACAUAUUGCUGGUAAUCCAGCCUCUAAAUGUUGAUACUGUUUUGUCUAAGUUUAACGCAUUCCACGAACAGUUUAAGUUCACUUGUGAUGAUGACAAUAACCAUUUUCUUGAUUUGUCUAUUACUGACAUUGGUAUAACAAUUUUCAGAAAUCCAACAGAUACAGGACAAUUUACACAUUUUCUCAGUAAUACCCCUUGGAAUUACAAAAUAUCUUGGGUGAAAGCAUUAAUCCGACGAGCUAAAAAAAUAUGUUCUACUAAAUCUCUGUUUGAUUCAGAGCUAUGUAAAAUAAGAAAGUUUUAUCACAGAAAGGAUUCCCUAAAACUGUUGCUAACAAACUGAUGAAAUAUAAAUAUAUUAAAACUAUAUUAAACACCAAAACAAUCAGAUACCCUGAUUCUGAAAAAGUUUUCAUCAAGCUCCCAUACAUUGGUAAAACUGGUGAACUCUAUGUCCAAACACUGAUGAAUGAAAUAAGCAGACAUGUGAUAUCAGACAUUAAAAUAAUACCAAAGUGGAAAACCAGGAAAGUCUCUGCAAUCCUAAGCGCUAAAGACACAAAAUUCCUAAGGAAUACAAGAGCAAUGUGGUAUACCAGUUUCACUGCCCGGAAUGUGAAAAAUCUUAUAUUGGGGAAACAGAAAGAAACUUAAAAAUACGACUUGAAGGGCAUUCCUUUGAUAAAACAAGUGCAAUAAAUAAGCAUAGGUGUAUAAGAAAAUUAUUGGAUGAAGGAACAGAGCCAAGAGAAUUAGUGCAAUUCCUUUUAAUAAACACACGCAUCAUUGAUGUAACCAGUCACCAACAUGCUCUUAAAUUCAAAGAAACUCUUCGAAUAAAAGAAAAGAACUCUGAACUGAACGAAAGGAAGGGUAUGCUGCAAGUGUUCGAUAAAGUAGUAGGUGAUUUACUCCAUCAUCUCCACUGAUACAGACAUGGAUGGUUACA
Molecule: messenger RNA, 2930 nt
Organism: Liolophura sinensis
Lineage: Eukaryota; Metazoa; Mollusca; Polyplacophora; Chitonida; Chitonidae
Product: spindle assembly abnormal protein 6 homolog
Exons: 7
Coding region: 6-2324 (772 amino acids)
Biological process (GO): centriole replication
Cellular component (GO): centrosome; centriole
Source: RefSeq, a predicted model, not a curated record